Messenger RNA from Charadrius vociferus (killdeer), 1013 nucleotides. RefSeq names its product homeobox B2 (gene HOXB2). The transcript has 3 exons. Gene Ontology annotation, biological process: regulation of DNA-templated transcription. Gene Ontology annotation, molecular function: DNA-binding transcription factor activity, RNA polymerase II-specific; DNA binding. Bases 114 to 1013 code for a protein of 299 amino acids. NCBI's taxonomy places the organism in Eukaryota, Metazoa, Chordata, Aves, Charadriiformes, Charadriidae. The record is from RefSeq and is a predicted model, not a curated record.
GAACCAUCAUCAUCACUGCCAUAAAAACUGAGGCCCUCAGAUUUCUUUCCCUCUCCCCCUCCUCCUUCCUCUUCCCCCCUCCCGCUUUUUAAACCCUGGGCCCUGGAAAAGCCAUGAAUUUUGAAUUUGAGAGGGAGAUCGGGUUUAUAAAUAGCCAGCCUUCGCUCGCAGAGUGCCUGACGUCUCUUCCCGCUGUCCUGGAGACAUUUCAAACUUCAUCAAUCAAGGACUCGACAUUAAUUCCUCCUCCUUUUGAGCAAACCGUCCUCAGCCUGAAUCCUUGUUCCAGCAGCCAGGCAAGACCGAGGAGCCAAAAAAGAGCAUCUCAUGGCCUGCUCCAGCUCCAGCCGCAGCCUUCGGCACAGCCCGGCCCCUUGGCAGCGGAAUUCCCCUGGAUGAAGGAGAAGAAAUCCUCCAAGAAAGCUACCCAGGCUCCAUCCUCUUCUUCCUCCUCUUCCCCCCCAUCAUCUUCCUCGGUGCCGGUCCCUGCCGCGGGAUCUCCUGCAGACAUCCAGGGGCUAGCGGACACCAGCGGCUCCAGGAGGCUCCGGACCGCGUACACCAACACGCAGCUGCUGGAGCUGGAGAAGGAAUUUCACUUCAACAAAUACCUCUGCAGGCCCCGGCGGGUGGAGAUCGCGGCUCUGCUCGACCUCACCGAGCGGCAAGUCAAGGUCUGGUUCCAGAACCGCCGGAUGAAACACAAGAGGCAAACCCAGUACAAAGAAAACCCCGACGGGGAUCUCGCCUAUCCCAACCUGGACGAGGGCAGCGACCCGGCGGAGGAAUCUGAGGAGAGCCCGGCUUUCGGGCCGGCUCCGGAGCCCGGCGGGGCCUACCAAAUGCAAGAGCUGAGCAUCUUCUCGGCAGAGUCCUGCCUGCAGCUCUCGGAGGGGCUUUCCCCCAGCCUCCAGGGCUCCCUGGAGAGCCCCGUCCACUUCUCCGAGGAAGAUCUGGACUUUUUUACGAGCGCACUUUGUACUAUAGAUUUGCAACAUUUAAAUUUCCAAUAG